AGUCCAACCAAUUGGGUCGGACACCAAACUACUUUAGAGAGAAUGUGACAAGUGGUCACCCUAUCUCAAGUCUCAAACGAUUAACUUAACUGUCUUCCGGUGUCAAACGACCCGCCUAACCAUACGAUACCGUGUUUGACAUUUCAGAGAGCAAAUGUCUCCAGAGUCCAGACUCGACCCUCUGGAAUCUUGUUCAGCUCAGCACUCCCCGCUCCCGAACACACGAAACGACUUUGAGUUAGACUCGCUCUCUCAAACAAUUCCCUCUUUUCUCUCUCUUUUCCGAUUCUCUUCAAGAUUUCCUCCGACGACGAAUCCACCAUGGCCGGCCAGCGCAACGACUACGGCAAGAGAUCCCAUUCUCAGUCCGACUACGGGGGCGGCAAGCGCCGCAACCCGGCGGGCGACGAGACCGGCGAGCUUCAACACGGGAUUGGCAACGACGACACAGUCUACCGCUACUUGUGCCCUCUCAGAAAGAUUGGGAGCAUUAUCGGACGUGGCGGGGAGAUCGCCAAGCAGCUGAGGGCCGAGAGCAGGUCAAGUAUUCGAAUCAGCGAGUCGAUUCCAGGGUUUGACGAGCGCAUUGUCACGAUUUACAGCUCCAGCGAGGAGACCAAUUCGUUUGGGGAGGACGAGGAACUGGUCUGCCCCGCUCAGCAUGCGCUCUUUCUCGUUCACGAUAGGGUUGUGGCGGAGGAGCUAGGAGGUGGUGGCACUCGUGGUGGUGGUGGUGUGGGUAGUGAUGGGGAAGGGGAAGAAGAGGACGAGCUUGGAGAACUUCAGCAGAAGCAAGUCACUUUAAGAAUGCUUGUUCCUUCAGAUCAGAUUGGAUGUGUUAUUGGGAAGGGCGGCCAGGUGAUUCAGAACAUUCGGAGUGAGACCGGUGCUCAGAUUCGGAUUCUGAAAGAUGAACAUCUUCCCCCUUUUGCCUUAACUAAUGACGAGCUUCUCCAGAUUGUAGGAGAACCUACAGUCGUUAAGAAGGCGCUUCUUCAAGUAGCGACUCGCCUUCAUGUGAAUCCUUCUCGCUUUCAGCAUUUGCUUUUGUCUACUUCCAACAACCCGUAUCAAUCAGGUGGCAUGUUUGUAGCACCAAAUGCAGGUGUCCCGGCAAUGGGUGCUUAUGGAAGCUACAAAGGUGGCUGGCCAUCCUCAUACCAUGAGUCAAGAGAUGAUGGUGGUUCUGCUAAGGAUUUUGCUGUUCGUUUGCUCUGUCCAAUUGGAAAUAUUGGAAGUGUGAUUGGGAAAGGAGGUGUUAUUAUCAAACAAAUUCGUCAGGAAACUAGGGCUUCCAUCAAAGUAGAUAGCUCGGCCACUGAAGGAGAUGAUUGUAUUAUCUUUAUAUCAGCAAAAGAGGUUUUGGAUGAUCAAUCUCCAACCAUCAAUGCUGCACUGAAAUUGCAGCCUCGAUGCAGUGAGAGAACUGAAAGAGACUCUGGAGAUUCUGUCCUCACAACCCGUUUACUUGUACCAAGAUCACAGGUCGGAUGCCUUAUGGGUAAAGGUGGAUCCAUUAUUUCUGAGAUGAGGAGUGUAACUAGGGCAAGCAUAAGGAUUCUUUCAGAGGAUAAUCUUCCCAAGAUUGCCACUGAAGAGGAUGAAAUGGUGCAGAUCACUGGAAACCAUGAUGUUGCCAGUAAUGCCCUUUUACAAGUAAUGCUAAGGUUGAAAGCCAAUGUAUUUGGAAGAGAUGCUGCCUUAUCUUCAUUUCCUCCGGCUCUUCCAUAUGUCCCAAUGCCCGUGGACAUGUCAGAUGGUCUGAAACAUGGAGGCCGAGAUACUCGUGUACGUGGUGGAUACCCAUCAUCCUCUGGGACAUAUGGCGACGAUUAUCCCAAUUCAUUUGUGAGUUUUUCUUUGUUUUAUCAGGGACAAUGUGAUGGAGAAACUGGUGGUUAUGGUGCAUAUGGCAGCUUGUCUUCUGGUCGAUCCAGCAGUGCUGGGUUGGCAGGCCAAAGCCCCAUGUCACAAAGAAAGCAUCAUGGAUAUUAGUUUCCAUGAUCUCGCAGCAGCAACAAUCUACAAAUCCCGAAGCCUGCCCCUAUGCCCAUUUGAUGAAGCCUUCAGCAUAGAACAGAAAAAGCUCACAGAUGAACUGCGUUUGAGAAAAAUUGUACUUCACCUCGGUCCACCCCCAUGAUGCUUACUUUGGACCUUCCGUGAACUGAUGAUGCAACUGAUCAUUCAAAUUCUGGACCUUGACACGAUAUUUUAAGUUUUAAGCUUCCCGUCCCAGCCAUUAUUUAUGCCUAUAUGGUAUGCUUUUUAUGUAACAGCAAUAAUAGGUAGCUCUGUGUGUCUGUAUGAUGUUUGCAAAUUAGUCUUCUUCCUUGGCUUAGAGAUACUCAAAUAGCAAUUGGUUGUUGUAGUUUUCAAUCAGCAUAAUGGUUGAGGUAUUGGUUGUAUAAUGUACACUCAUUCUAUUCUUUCUGUAUCAUCAUGUCAUUAUAGGUUUGCUUGAUUUGUUUUGCUUCUUGUGAGAUCUGCCUCUACUUGCUGUAUGAUUCCAAACUUAAGAACUGGAACCAUCCAUUGUUUAAUAUCUUCUUCACUAUAUCUGGGCGCUAUUACUUGUGAUAUGAGGUUUAGUUAUUUGACAGUAUGAGAAGUAAUUUGUGAGUUUGAAACACAUCUUGUUAUGGUAUGUGUUCCGGUAUGUUGUGGGGAUAUAGCAAUUGAGCAGGAUUCGAGGUAAUUGUGCAUAUUGCGGAUGAUCUCGUUCAAGAUCUGACAACAGUGAAGGUAAAUCAAAGAGGGGAUUUUGUUUCUAUAGAUUGCUUCAAGUUCCAUAGGCCUCUUGGAUUGUGCAAUUUAAGUUGCUUCAUGAAUUUCCAAGCUCAUGCAGGGUUGACGUGUGGUUGAUGUACUUGGGAUGCCAAGAAUAGAAGGGCUAUGUAUUUCUGCUGUCCUUCUCUAACAUUGACUACCUUUAUUAGUAACUUACACACUGAAGGUUUAUGUAUGUAUUUGCUUUGGUGAUGACUACUGAAGUAGGAUUUGACAUAGAUACAGUCCUUUGACUGCAUUUAGUUGCAUGAAGACUGAUACCAUCAAUUGGACUAGGUCAUGGAACCAUUGUUUCUGAUGAGUGGCCAGCAGCCAGCAGGGAGGUCUCCUCAUUUCAAGCUUUUUUACUUGGCAGGGCAGGGUGUAAAUUGUCAAACGUGCUGCUACAGUCUUGUGUAAUCUAAUCUCUAUAGAUUUAGGUUGGUUAAUACAGUAGUAGUAGGUAGUCGCCGUCCAUAACUCCAUUUAAUUGGGACAUUCUUAUUGCUUAGUCAUG
Messenger RNA from Linum tenue, 3286 nucleotides. NCBI's taxonomy places the organism in Eukaryota, Viridiplantae, Streptophyta, Magnoliopsida, Malpighiales, Linaceae. The record is from the annotation of a GenBank genome assembly.